AUGGUAGCCAGAGUCGCCAGUGUCGGUCCUUCUAGAGUGGAAAAGAAGUCUAAAAAGAAAAGUUCACGGAAAAUCAAUGACAAAGACAAGACAUUAAGUUCGCAGAAGAGCACGGAAAAGGACUCUAAGUCACAUCCACCGAAGAGCAAAGACAAGGGCCCUGAAUUAGAGAUUAUAGAGAUCGAAAUUCCAGCCCAGGAGAUCGACAUUACAGUCCAGGAGAUCGAGCUUCCAGUUGAAAAGAGACGCGCAAAGCCAUCUAAAAAGUCCAGGGGAAAUGCCAAAUCGGACACUCGUGAUUCUACCAAAUCUCCUAGCUCUUCGGAGAAAAAGCGAAAGCGAAAGAGCUCAAGUCCAGCAGCUGAAUCGGUUCAUGAUUCGGUUCAGAGCACAUCUGCUAGUGCUUCAAUAACAAAGCUCAAGGAAAAGAGUUCAAGUCCAGCAGGACAACCGAUUUAUAAUCCAGUCGAGAACAAAUCUCAGAAGGGGUCGAAAAUACCACGGGCAUCGGAUCCAACUCCACGCAAGAUACUAAGAGUACAAGAUUUGGAUCUUUGGAAGGCAUACGAGCCUGAGCCAGACCUCGAACAGAUUAUUGAGAGGCCUGAAAAGCCGAAUAUUUAUUACGACAUCGGUCCAAAGCCUCUAGAGGACCCUUCCAAACUUCCAGAAGGUUGGACCUCAGAAGAGCUCGAUCUUGAUCCGGAUGACCUAGAUGCUCAAAUUCACAGAUGUGAAGAGCGUCUACUGGCAAAUAUCAUGCCCAAAGUCUUUAGAAACAGACUUAAACAAUUGAAGGCUGAAAAGAGUGAGCGUGGUGACACAUUGAAGAAAUACCCAGGUGUUAGUUGGGAUGUCAUACAGCGACUUGAGAGCCUUACCCGAAUAAAAGCGGCGCUUGCUGAAGACGGAGACAAGUAUGAGCAAAUGGCCAAUGUCAAAGCAUUAAUGGAUGCCUAUGCGAGCCAGAAACUUGUCUGGAACAAGGGACUGGUGACGUAUUGGACACACGGUGUUCAGCUCUCUCGGCCUAGGCCGUUUGACUGGGAUGAGCUUGAGGCAAUCAACAAGAAGCAUAAUGGAGACAAAAGCUUUUGGGUUGAAGGGGUCUUGGGUCCUGCUCCGAGUCUCAACAUGCUGAUGACCACUUUCGGUCCUCAGGCUCCCCCUCUUCAUGACUUUAAUUAUGUAAUUUCAUCCUGCUUAACCCUCAACAUUUUACCGGUAUCUAAGUUUAUUGACAAUGACAAACAGGUUCAAUUACACAUUCGCUUGCCCGGAGCGGCCUGGUAUCAAAGUAUGGAAUUUCUGCACGACACUGGAGCUGCUACAAUGAGAAUGUUCGAACGUGAUAUCAAUGACCUCCAGAUUGGCAAUUCCGACCCUCAAAGAGUUCCCGUUCUGGGAUCCUUGGAGUACCGGGCUCCGACUGGUUUGAUAACAUUGCCAUUGAUUGAAGUUGAAGUCACUCUGGUUGAUAAUGGUGUUAGAUUGUUUGACUGGGUUAGAGUAGCCACUGCCAUUUCCGAUGGGCGGGUCCGGGGCAGGAGCGUCCCAAGAUCUGACGGUCCAGUUUUGCGGCAAAAUUUGUACAGCGCAACUGCGCCUGAUGGAAACGGUCGCUCACAUUUCAGCAAUUCAUACACGGACUUCUUGGAUGGGCUGCCAAUCGUGUCUAGGCUUCACCCUGUGAAUAAUGUGCCUCCACUUGGGAGAUUUCAUUCGUCUUUCUCACGGCCCGUCCUCCUCAGACGCUCAAGGCCAGGCGAGCGUGAUAGUUUUGCUCCCCCACCAGCUGACCCCAACGCGGUAAUCCCAGCGCAAGUGCAGCCAAUGAGCGAGGCGGAGGCUCGGACCCAGCUGGCGGCGCAGGCGCGGGCAGUCCAAAGGGCUCGAGAUGCUGAUGCUCAAAGAGCUCGAGAGGCUGCGGUUCGAAGGACUGCAGAUGCCGCGGCUCAAGCUACGGCUCGUAGACCUCGUAUGAGAGACAGAUUCCAACACAGACUUGAAAAUAUGGGGCGAAUAGUCACCCUUCGCUCACCUCGUGAAUAA
Messenger RNA from Penicillium angulare, 2052 nucleotides. RefSeq lists its product as uncharacterized. The record is from RefSeq and is a predicted model, not a curated record. The transcript is spliced from 5 exons. Bases 1 to 2052 code for a protein of 683 amino acids. NCBI's taxonomy places the organism in Eukaryota, Fungi, Ascomycota, Eurotiomycetes, Eurotiales, Aspergillaceae.